Molecule: messenger RNA, 366 nt
Organism: Phytophthora nicotianae INRA-310
Lineage: Eukaryota; Oomycota; Peronosporomycetes; Peronosporales; Peronosporaceae
Exons: 1
Coding region: 1-366 (121 amino acids)
Source: RefSeq, a predicted model, not a curated record
AUGAGCAUUUUGGCAAGUAUAUCGGUCGAUGGCAAGCAUACAAUGUUAGAUACAACUGCACUAUCUCCUAUAACAACACUGCCAGUAUUGACGACUAACAUGAAGACGUGCAUUCUCGAGCGGCCCACUGAAGACGCAGCGAUCACCCCUGAGGCGCUGUUUGGCAUUAUUUGCAAGAAAAUACCCCGUCUCACGCUCGGAGGUCCUCCGCCGCUACUUAGUCAAGUACAGAGCCACACCAAAAAACGGCGUAAGGCUCACAAAAGAGAUGCAGUUCAGCCAAUGAUUGACCUUUGUAGCCGGUAUAUGCUUGACAAUUUAAAAAAGAGAGACUGGUACAUGGAAGCCACCGUCAACAUGAUCUAG